Aedes aegypti (yellow fever mosquito) is the source of this 2676-nucleotide messenger RNA. RefSeq lists its product as uncharacterized. NCBI's taxonomy places the organism in Eukaryota, Metazoa, Arthropoda, Insecta, Diptera, Culicidae. The record is from RefSeq and is a predicted model, not a curated record. The transcript is spliced from 3 exons. The coding region runs from base 363 to 2525 and encodes 720 amino acids.
CUCCCUGGCAAUGCUCAGUCCGAAGUUGUGCAGCAUGGGGCUACUGAACGACAAUGGACCAUACGUCCAUAACAACUCCAAACACUAUUUGGUUGUUGACUGAAGAAGCUGGUAGAGUGGGCACUAUUCAAGUGGUAUCGUAUAUACCGAGGUGAUGGUGUUUUGGCGCCGUCUUCGGUCGCGAAACUGCAGUCAGGCAACAUCCAGCGUGCCGCUGCUACCAUUUCGAUAAUAAUCUAUAUAAAACAUUACGAGAGAGCGAAAAACGGCCAGGCCGCGGAGUGUGAGGUCGAAUUUUUCGGUUUGCGGAACAAUUUUUUUUGUGAUAUGUUCAGUGCACUCUACGAGCUUAAGCAGGAAGUAUGACAAGUGUUACGGUGCUGGCAGCAAUUUUGCUGGGACCUCUGUUGUGGUGUAAUGGCUAUGCUAUUACCAUUGCCAGUGACAAAAAAGUAUCUGCGAGUGAAAAAGAAAGGAAAACAGAAAGUUUAACGUUUUCUGCAAACGGUGAAGAUCAGUUAAUAUUCAGCGAUACGACGUUCCAAGUGCGCAAUGAUGGUUCUCGGGGAGUUCCGGGACCGAUCAGAAGAGUUAGUGAUACUAAAGGUGCCAAUGAAUAUUUUGAAUCGGGUUGGCGACCAAUGUUGGUCUUCAAUAUGGAAACGGCUAGGGCAAAGUUCUCAGAUCAGCUUCCUCAGGAUUCCUCGCAUCGCUCAAAGGUGGUCGAGCCAUGGAAUAAAACCACAAGACUGUUUCGGUUCUCGGAAUCUGAUAUUAUGAUGAAUCCCAUGACUGUGUCAACAGAGCAAACUAGUGUACCUUCUUCCAAUAAAGUCAGAUUCAAAGAAAUUUCCUCAGAAGAAGAGCUUUCUUACGAAGAUUCUUUACAUCAAUUGAAUGUGGGAGAAGUGAAUCUGGUUGAAAAUCAUUCGGGAAUCACUCCGAGAAUGUUGAAGUUCGAAGAAAAUGAUGGAAUGAAAUUCGAUACCCACUUGCCAAAAGUAUUUGAAAGGGUUAAGGAUACACCAAAAACCCAAAUUGAUGGUACUGAAUCCAUGCAUCCGGCAAGCUAUGAAGUUUACCUUGUAGAAAACCUAAUGAAAAAUGCAACUGAAAUGCUUCGACCUGAAGAUGCUGAAAACAAGCAGGAUCAUUAUGGUGUUCCCAGUGAUACUCAACCACGCAUUGUUAAAAAUGAAAAUAGUGUACCCGACGCCGAAGAAAAUUUUUCAACCACUCCCAGAAAUGCAAGUAGGUUUUUCCGAUUCGAAGAGAGUAGCAGAGUACCCGAAACAAAUCCAGUCAGAAAUUUCAAAUUUCAGGAAAGCCAUGUAUCGCGAGAAGAUUUCAAGUUUCCUAGACAAGACUUAACUAGGACAAGCUCUGGUAAGCCUUUCAAAUUCCAUGAACCCGAAAACAGAGAACAUAAUUCGGCAUCUUCUCACAUGCGGUUCGAAGAAUCAUCUCAAAAACCAAAUCGUUUUUUCAAUGAGAGCCCAUCCCCGCCGCAGAGCACUGAAGAUCAGUUCUACACGGUAAAAGCAACAAUACAAAUUCAAGAAUCCGAUGGUUCCGCUAUUACACCACCGACCUUUCCCAUCACAACUAAAAGACCAAAAAAGAAGAAGGGUAAAAUCUACAAUCAACAUGGAAUCGAUAUCAGAAAACAAGAUGGGUUCAACUAUCAACAACCCCAAGAUUACGACAACUAUCUACAAAACGGUCAACAUCAAGCCAAUUACCAGAUCCCUCCAACACCUCAAAGUAUCCCCGAUAGCUCUUAUUACCAAAACCCAGGUCCCAGUAGUCCAGGAACGCCAUAUCCGCCCUUCGAUCCCAGCAACUUCUACAUUCAAAACUACCUCGCCAACUAUCCGUACCCUCAGCAGCCCGCCCCCAUUCAGCAACCUUACGCCGACGCAUCCGCCUCUUAUCCACAGCAACCGAACGUCCCAACGAACCUGAUCAACGGUGGCCAAUCAGACAGCCCCAUAAGCCCCCAGAGCAUUUUCGGUUUCCUACAGAGCAUAUUCAACUUUGCCCCGGGAACCUUUGGUAACUAUCCUCCGACGCAAACGCAGUCGCCAUCUAGUCAUGUUAGCGAUCUAACCGGUGGAGCACAUGUCCAGCAUUCGCCGGCGGCCUCGGGUGGAUCGGCAUCGCCCAUCAUGGCCGUCAGCAGUCAGCUUCGGAAAGCACUGGACAAUAUCGCCGGCAACGAUGAGCUCCAGUGCGUGCCGAAGCUGAUCUGCAUGAUGUCCCGGCGAUCCAGCGGGCAAGGGUUCAGUACCUACGUCAAUCGGGGAUUGUUGAGCACAGUGUUGAGUGCUGUCCCCGACAGCUCACCGUGGCUCAAAUUUUCCCGGGCAGCCCUACUCGGGUACGGAAUUGGAGCCAACAGCUGUGACGUGUACUACCCCAAGUGCCCGAAGGACGAGCCGGAGAUCAUCCACUACUUGAACAACCACCGGGGAGGCUUCUUCCGGUUCUUCAACGAUGACCACAAAAGCUCCAGCAGCGGUUGAUCGAGGUCGUGCCAAACGUGAACGCUUAAAACUAAAACAAUGCUAGACAACCUAAUCCGUGCGUCCUUAAGAUAGGGGAGAAAGUGUGACUAUUUAUUUGAUUAGCUGGUAGAUAAAAUAAAGAAACCAAAACUUAUCAAUUAACCCGAAA